UGGACCGGGUUGCCUGAGCCGCUGCUGCCCCGCGGUCCACUGGUCCGCCGGUCGCCGGCCUGGCAGGCGGGGCGGAAAAAAUGGCGGGGCCCCGGGCUGCCCCCGCCCCCGCGCUGCCGAGGGGCCUGCAGCCGCUGUCGGCGCUGCGGCCCGAGCCGGGCGGGGUUCCGCUGCACUCGUCCUGGACCUUCUGGCUAGACAGAUCCCUCCCUGGUGCCACUGCAGCUGAGUGUGCAUCAAAUCUAAAGAAGAUCUACACGGUACAAACAGUACAGAUAUUCUGGAGUGUGUACAAUAAUAUUCCUCCUGUGACUAGCCUGCCUUUGAGAUGUAGUUAUCAUUUAAUGAGAGGAGAGAGGCGACCACUUUGGGAAGAGGAAAGUAAUGCAAAGGGUGGCGUAUGGAAGAUGAAAGUUCCCAAGGACAGCACGUCCACAGUUUGGAAAGAGUUGUUGUUAGCGACUAUCGGGGAACAGUUCACAGACUGUGCUGCAGCAGAUGACGAAGUAAUAGGAGUCAGCGUCAGCGUUCGGGACCGAGACGACGUAGUCCAAGUCUGGAAUGUAAAUGCCUCUUCAGUGGGCGAAGCGACUGUUUUAGAAAAGAUCUAUGAACUCCUGCCCCACAUAUCAUUUAAAGCAGUAUUUUAUAAACCCCAUGAAGAGCAUCAUGCUUUUGAAGGUGGACGUGGAAAACACUAAUUGCACUCUAAAGAAUUCUUUGUCCUUUGCUGAUUGGUUUUGGAAACGGUCUUAACAGGAGGGAGAGUGAAGAGAAGACUUGCCGAAGUCCAAUGCUGGUCAAUUUAGCGCGGGUUUCUGUCCUUGCAGAUUGGGCAAUUAGGACUCAAAGUGGCAGGUGGGGUGGUGGGGAGACUGUGUGGGUUUCUACAGUCACAUUGCUUCCCUUCUCUUUUUCCUUUUUUUUUUUUUUUUUGGCUUUCUAAAUUCUGUGUUCUUUUUACUCUAAUUUUUCCCCUCUUCAAUUACUUACUUUGUGUAAUUAUUGUUUUGUACACUCUCAUUGAGGCAUGAGAAGUCAAUUUUCUUUUAAGUAGCUGUACUACACCUAGUUAAUGAGAAUAUGCAUAAUUGUGACAGGACGGCUUCUGAAAACCAUGCCACACUUGCAGGAAUACCAGCUAGUGAAACCUGUCUUGAUUAUUUGUCAUGACACACUCCUGUGUACUAUGCACUGGGCAUUGCUUUUAGUGUCCUAGGGAAAAUAAAAACCACAUUUAAUCACAUUUUACACUGACAGCACACACAUCUUUUGUUUUUCCUUUUUAAAACUUAUAUUUUAGUUAUAAAAGAAAAAUAAUAGUUGGGUUGCCUAACAUGAAAACCAUAAUCACAGUUGAGUAUCAGGAUACAAAUCAAACUCUAGGUUUGGAUUCUGUGAAUGUAUUUCUAACCAGAAUUUCAAUUUGGCCUUUUCAAAGGAAGGUUUAGGAUGGUAACAAGGGAUUUUUCCAGAUAAGAAAUGUUAUACUUCUGAUUUAAAGAGGAGGGAAUACUUUAAUUAUUUGAAUUAAGCUUCUUCCAAAAUUUGGGUGUGUUUACCUACUUAGGGCUUUCCACAUCAAUUUGACAGAUUUUGUUAAACAACCCCCUUUCCUGCUCACAUUGUAUGUCAUGUCCAAUAAUCAGUAGUCCUCCAAAAUGGGCAGCCUUCCCCUGCCUUUUUCAUUUAGGGGCAGGAAGUUAAAUCUCAUUUCCAAGAUGAAUGUGAACAUUCACCAGAACUCAGAGUACAUUCUGUUCAUGUUAAUUUUUGGAAUUGUUAAUAAAAAUUGUAUUGUGUUACCGAAGAAA
Molecule: messenger RNA, 1814 nt
Organism: Pteronotus mesoamericanus
Lineage: Eukaryota; Metazoa; Chordata; Mammalia; Chiroptera; Mormoopidae
Gene: EIF4E3
Product: eukaryotic translation initiation factor 4E family member 3
Exons: 7
Coding region: 81-701 (206 amino acids)
Biological process (GO): translational initiation
Cellular component (GO): eukaryotic translation initiation factor 4F complex
Molecular function (GO): translation initiation factor activity; RNA 7-methylguanosine cap binding
Source: RefSeq, a predicted model, not a curated record